GGGAGAGAAGGAGAGUUUGGAUCCCUGAAAGAUCUGCAGCCUUAACCGACACGUGUCGUCUCUCCCUUUCCUGUCGAACGAGAGCGAGCGUAUCUCGCUUGAUGAAUGCAGCAGCUGUAGCUUAUCAGGGGUACACCACUGGCAACGGCUACGCACAGCCUCAGGGCCACCAGUAUCUGAACCAACCCACCUCUCGUCCCACAGCCAACCCCAACCACACUGUACAGCACAACAGCACCUACCCGCCACAGCCACCAGCACCCACACCAACAGCACCCGCACCGCCAGCGCCACAGGCAGGAGGACCGGGAGCGUACGGGCAGGCCGGUCAGUCGGGUUACAGCAUGGGAGGCGGCGGCGAGGGCGGCUACGGCAUGGGAGGGUACGGCAACGCUGGUCCGGCCAUGGCCCAGGGAGUCGUGGGACACGCACCCACAGGCAUGGGCGGUGCCCCACCGCCACCACCCACAGGCAUGGGCGGUGCCCCACCGCCACCACCGUCGGGAGGACAGGGUGAGUGCCUGCCUGCCUGCAGUGCGGGACGCACACAACACACAACACAACACGGAGACAGCUAGAGAGCCAGACAGACACAAGUGUGACGACAGACAGACGAGCAAGACACACCUCGUGCUAUCUCUCUCUGUCAUGUUCGUUUGUGUCGUCCGUCGUGUGCACUGCACUGCAGGUAACUACUCGUACGGCAUGGCUUCCAUGGUCGCGCCCCCGCCCCUGCCCAACAACCGCGGUCCGAUGGACGGCGGCAUGGGAGGCGGCAUGGGCGGUGGGAUGGGCGGCGGGUACCCCGACUACGGCAACCACAUGGGGGGCAUGGGCAUGAUGGGCGGCGGCGGCAUGGGGGGCGGCGGGUACAUGGGCGGAGGAGGCGGCAUGGGCAUGAACAGGUGCGUGGGCGCCUGGGGAGGUCACCUGUGUGGUGGGGCGUCCCGUCCAUCCUCUCUACCGUCUCUCUCUGUCCUGUGUUGUUUGGUGUGUGCAGGGGUGGUAUGGGUAGUGGCUAUGGCCGUGGCGACGACUGGGGCGACAGCUUCCAGCGGGGCGGGAUGGGCAUGGGCAUGGGCAUGGGCCCGUAAGACAAACAAGGCACUGCACGGAGGAGUGAUCUGACAGACACCGACUACACCUGUUGUGUGUUGCGUGCUGCGUUUGCGUUGGUGUAAUGUGUGUGUGUAGUCGCGACAAGAUGGCCAUGGCUGGUGCGAACCUCCGCAACAUCGACUGGAGCCACGAGGACCUCACUACCUUCAGAAAGAACUUCUACGUCGAACACCCACACGUCGCUAUGGUCAGUGCAGUGCAGUCAGUGGGACCCGCACAACCACACGCAUCAAGACAAGACACACAUCACAUCCCCUUUUGUUUGUGUCGGUGUCUUGUGUCUUUGAUCGAUUGUGCAGCGUACGGUUCAGGACGUCGAGCAGAUCCUCAAGGAGGGCGAGAUCGCGGUCAACGGCACGCCACCCAUUCCCAAGCCCAUCAAGACAUUCGCAGAGGCGUGCUUCCCUGGUACACACACACCACACACACACUCACAAAAGAGACUGACUACACACAUCUUCGCACACGUCAUCACGUUCGUUUCGUUCAGACUACGUGAUGCAAGAGAUCCACAACAACGGCUUCCAGUACCCCUACCCCAUCCAGACAAUGGUAUAAGCAACCAACCACGCACACAGGGAGAUGGCUGCCUGCACAUCAUAUCAUCUGUCUGUGUGGCGUUUUGUGUUGUGUUGUGUUGUGUGUGCUUCAGGGUUGGCCGGUGGCCCUGACGGGUCGCGACAUGAUCGGCAUCGCCCAGACGGGCUCCGGCAAGACACUCGCGUACCUGCUGCCAUCCAUACUGCACAUCAACGCACAACCGCCACUCAGGGUGAGUGAGUGAGUGCACACAGCCGAGCCCCACGCCCAACACCGCACCGCUGUCUGUGGUUCAGGACGGUGACGGUCCCAUUGCGUUGGUGCUGGCGCCCACUCGCGAGCUGGCCAUGCAGAUCCAGAAGGAAGCCUCCAAAUUCGGUGCGUUCACAAGAGAGAGACAUGGGCGGAGGGAGGGAGGGAGGGAGGGAGGGUCUGUUUCACGUCACGUAUGUAUGUGUGUGUGUCGUGUCGUGUUGUGUUGUGUAUGUCAGGUCGCACGAGUUCGAUCCACAUCGUGUGUGUGUACGGCGGAGUGCACCGCUACGGACAGAUCUCCGAACUCAGAAGAGGUAUGCUGACCUGACCGUUGCGAGGCAAGCCUCACACACACACGCCAUCCAUCCAUGCCAUGUACAGGUGCCCACAUCGUGAUCGCCACCCCGGGUCGUCUGUUGGAUUUCCUCGAGUCGGGCAACACCAACCUCAAACGCGUCACAUACCUCGUGCUCGACGAGGCUGACAGAAUGCUGGUCAGAAUACCAACCAAUCACACACACAGAGAGAGAAAACUGUCGCCGUUGCCGACGCCUGUGAGGAGUGUUUGUUUCGCAUGGUGUGUGUUGUGUUGUACUAUGUGUGGAUUCGAUCAGGACAUGGGAUUUGAGCCUCAGAUGCGCAAGAUCGUUAGCCAGAUCCGCCCCGACCGACAGACACUCAUGUGGAGCGCGACGUGGCCGAAGGAGGUCCAGGCACUCGCCAGGUGCGCCACGCCACCCUCGCGGCCACAGACACAGACGAGAACAAGAGACAUGGUAUGGUAUCCGUGUUGUCUGUGUGCGUGUGCAGGGAUUUUUGUCGCGAGGAUCCCGUCAAGAUCACGGUGGGGUCGCAUGACCUGCAGGCCAACCCCAACAUCGAACAAAUCGUAGAGUUCGUUGCUGAACACGAGAAACAGAAUAGGUAUGUGUGUAUGUUUGUAUGGCCACGAUGGGCGGCACACCUACUCACCGUAUGGCAUGCGUCUGUCUCUCUCUUUCUGUGCGUGUCCUGUCCUAGGUUCUUCGUGUGGCUGCGUCAGCAUGUCAGCGUUGGCGAGAAGGUAAAUAGGGAACACACACGAGAAUGAAUGACACACGCGACGCGGCCCCACCUGUCGGGAUAUGGCCUCUGCCUGUGGUCCCCCAUCCAUCAGAUCUUGGUGUUUUGCGAGACGAAGCGCGGCUGUGACCUCCUAUGCCGCGACCUCAGAUGGCAGAACUUCAACGCUCAGUCGUAAGAUAGAUACAUCAACACACAAAAUGACCUAGACCACAGUCAUUAGUGAGUGCAUCCAUCCGUUGUGCAGCAUUCACGGCGACAAGGAGCAGCGUGAGCGCGAUCGCAUCCUCAACGAGUUCAGAAUCGGCCGCUGCACACUGCUGGUCGCUACCGACGUCGCAUCCAGAGGACUCGGUACGCACGCAGCCAGGGGGGGACAGAGGGAGGGAAAGAGGGAGGGAUGCGCCACAUAGAUCCAUAUGGGUGUGUAUGGGCUGUAAAACAGACAUCAAGAACAUCGAUUUUGUGGUCAACUACGACAUGCCCAAGACGAUCGAGGACUACAUCCACCGCAUCGGCCGCACUGGCCGGGCGGGCGCCCGCGGACGCGCACUCACAUUCUUCUGCGCACAGAACGCAUUCUCGCAGGAGGCCGUCACCGAUGCUGCUAUGGUCAGCCAACCAGCCAGCCACCCAGCCAGCAACAGAGGCAAUCGACACUUGUUGGAUUUGUUGGUGUGUCGUCAGAGUCGUAUGGCGCGUGACAUCUGCCGUGUGAUUCGUGACGUGGACCAGCGGCCCCCGCCCGAGCUCGAGGAGAUGGCCAAAAACGCCGGCGGCGGAGGUGGCGGACCCAACCCAAGUACAACUGACUGACACGACACGCACACAGACAGAGACACAGACACACUACACACGAGUCAUCUCUUUGUGUGCAUUGCUGCUUACAUUGUAGGAGGGUUCCGUGGCGGUCGUGGCGGUUAUGGCCGCGGGAUGCCGGCGCGCAACAUGGGUUACGGCGCUGGGGGUCGCGGGGGCAUGGGAGGGCGGGGCGGCUACGGCAACCCAGGGGGCUUCGGCGGACGGGGCGGCAGGGGCGGCGGAUACGCUAACGGAGGUCAGUCAACGCAACAGACACAACACGACUCACAGACAGAGGAGAGAAAAGCAAAGCAAGCCCCACCUGCAUUGAUUGCAUCUGUGUGUCCUCUGUGUCUGUGGUGUGCGUGUGUCGUGUCGUCAGGGAUGGGAGGCUACGGUGGCGGUGGUUAUGGCGGUGGCGGGAACCCACACAUCAUGCACCCCCCAUCCAUGGCACCCCCACACAACCCACAGACCGCUGCAUAGACAGACAGACAGACACAGACACCCUACACACACUGACUGACUGACUCACCAACUCAACUGGGCUCUUCCAUGUCAAAUCUCGCUAUCUUCUCCUUUCCCCGUGGCCGUCUGUAUGUAUUGUGUGUGGGUUUUGUUCAUCGUGGCCUUUCAAGGAAACACACACCUGCCUCUCGUGAGUGAGUGAUGGACCGACCAGUCAAUUCUCUUUCCUCCCCCC
Vitrella brassicaformis is the source of this 4480-nucleotide messenger RNA. The record is from the annotation of a GenBank genome assembly. NCBI's taxonomy places the organism in Eukaryota, Vitrellaceae.